UGUGAAGCGGACUGACAGGCGAGAGUGAAAAUGAGGCGGACGCUCCGUCACGGCUUCAGUGCGCCCGCGUCCCUUUGAGAGGAUCUCCAAAAACUUGGACCAUAUCACCAUGGGAGCCAUUUGGGCUGCGAGGGACCUCUGUUUGUUUUUGCUCCUGUUAAAUAGUCGCCAGAGCAUAGCGCUUCCAGAGACUCGAGAUCCCUGCGCAGAAGGAAGUGAUGGCUGUCACAUCGAUGCUAUUUGUCAGACUACUCAGGGCUCGUACAAGUGUACAUGCAAGGGGGGCUUUAAAGGAGACGGAAAACAGUGCGAAGAUAUUGAUGAAUGUGACCCGGAGUACAAUGGCGGUUGUGUGCACGAGUGCAACAACAUACCGGGCAACUAUCGCUGCACUUGCUACGAUGGAUUCAACCUGGACAACGAUGGACACAACUGUCUGGAUGUGGAUGAAUGCAUGUUCAACAAUGGUGGGUGCCAGCACACUUGUGUCAACACGGUGGGCAGCUACGAGUGCCGCUGCAGAGAGGGCUUCUUCCUCAGCGACAACCAGCACACGUGCAUCCACCGCUCCGUUGAGGGCCUCAGCUGUAUGAACAAGGAGCACGGCUGCGCCCACAUCUGCAGGGAGAGCCACCGGGGGGGCGUGGCCUGCGAGUGCCGUCCCGGCUUCGAGCUGGCCAGGGACCAGAGGGGCUGCCUUUUGACGUGUAACCACGGCAACGGAGGCUGCCAGCACACCUGCGAGGACGCAGAGGAUGGCCCCGUGUGCAGGUGCCACGUCAGGUACACCUUACAGCCUGACAAGAAGACGUGUGUGGAGCGAGACGAAGCCACCACUGAGUCCUCGGACCACAACGCCACGUCCUCUACCGAGGCGGACAAACGCGUCAAGAGAAGACUGUCAAUGGAAACCUGCGCGCUGAACAACGGGGGCUGCGACUCCACCUGUAAGGACACAUCGACGGGGGUGCGCUGCAGCUGUCCCGACGGCUUCACACUCCAGCCAGAUGGAAAAUCGUGCAAAGAUAUCGAUGAGUGCGAGAUUCACAACGGAAGCUGCGAGCACUUCUGCAAGAACACCGUCGGCAGCUUCGAAUGCAACUGCAGGAAAGGGUUUAAGUUGCUGUCCGAUGAGCGCUCUUGCCAGGACAUAGACGAGUGUUACUUUGAGCGCACUUGCGAUCACACGUGCGUCAACUCCCCCGGGGGCUUUCAGUGCCUGUGCAACAAAGGCUACACCUCGUAUGGGCUGGCCCACUGUGGAGACGUAAACGAAUGCAGCGUCAACAACGGUGGCUGCGAGCAUGGAUGUGAGAACACUGUGGGUGGAUUUGAGUGUCUUUGCCGUCCCGGCUAUAAGCUGCACUGGAACAAAAAGGACUGCAUCAAGGCCGAGGGUUUAACGCCUGCAAACCUCCCCUCUAAGCCUACCUUGAACUGUAGCAAGCAGCAUGGAGGCGAUCGCUGCUUUCUGAACUGCCAGUCUCAAGUUCAUAUCAGCAGUGGGAUGGAGGAUUCCUACACGGUGACCUGUGGAAUGCCUCUGCCCUGCUUGGCUGGCGUACAAAAGAGCAACGGCGGCUCCCAUUGCUCGGGUCCAGAGAAGGCCGGCGUGCAGCGGAUUAAAACCACAGCUACUUUCAAGUCUGGCACCGCCAAAUGCAACCUCAAACGGAGUCCGGAGAAACUCUGGGAGAGCUUCAACUCGGCUCACUCAGAUUGCAGCUUUCUCUUCACCGAAAACGUCCAGCUCAGCUACGUGAGCCUUCGCUGCACGCCGCUGGGCCAGCGGACGCACAGCCGCCACAGCAGGAAGGCCGGCGAGGACGACGGCUUCGCCAUCACAGCUGAGUUUGAGCAGGAUGUUAACCUUGAGGAGGUAACAGCAGAGAGCUGUGACCUGAACUGCGUGCGUCGGCGCUCCGAGAAGAGACUCAGGAAGACCAUCCGGACCCUGAGGAAGUCCAUCAACAGGGAGCAGUUCCACCUUCACUUCGCCGGGGCCGACUAUGACCUGUCCAGGAGUCUGGGCCAGCUGGCAGGACUGCCCGGACCCUGUCCGGCGGGUCAAGCGUCGGUGGGCAGAAAAUGUGUGAGCUGCAGUGUUGGGACGUACUACGACAGUGAUCAGGGACACUGCGUGACCUGCCCUGCCGGAACGUAUCAGGACGAGGAGGGACAGAUGUCCUGUGAGGCCUGUCCCACGCCUGAAGAGAGAGAGGUGCCCAAGGCGGUCGGAGCUCGAAACCUGUCGGAGUGCGGAGGCCAGUGUCCCCCUGGUCAGUACUCUCAUGACGGCUUUGUCCCCUGCCUCCCCUGUCCGCUGGGAACCUACCAGCCAGAAGUGGGACGGACCACCUGCUUCCUGUGCGGAGGGAACCUGGUGACCAAACACACCAGCGCUGUCUCCUUUCAGGAGUGCGAAACCAAAGUCCAGUGCUCCCCGGGUCAUUACUACAACACCAGCACACACCGCUGCAUCCGCUGUCCCACCGGCACUUACCAGGGCGAGUUCGGCCAGAACUUCUGCGUCGCCUGUCCCGGAAACACCUCCACCGACUUUGAUGGCUCCACCAACAUCAUGCAAUGCAAAAACCGGCAGUGUGGUGGAGAGCUGGGCGAGUUUUCCGGCUACAUCGAGUCUCCAAACUACCCGGGGAACUACCCCGCCAACAUCGAGUGCACUUGGACCAUCAACCCGCCGCCUAAACGGCGGGUCCUCAUCGUUGUGCCCGAGAUCUACCUGCCCAUCGAGGACGAAUGCGGAGACUACUUGGUGAUGAGGAAAAGCUCUCUGCCCAAUUCUGUGACGACUUAUGAGACGUGUCAAACGUACGAGCGGCCCAUUGCGUUCACGUCCCGCUCCAAAAGACUGUGGAUACAGUUCAGGUCUAACGAGGGAAACAGCGCCAAGGGCUUCCAGGUGUUAUAUGUCACGUACGACGAGGAUUACCAGGAGCUGAUUGAAGACAUAGUGAGAGAUGGAAGAUUAUAUGCAUCAGUGAAUCACCAGGAAAUUCUCAAGGACAAGAAGCUCAUGAAAGCGUUGUUUGACGUGCUGGCUCAUCCACAGAACUACUUCAACUACACGACACAAGAAUCAAAAGAAAUGUUUCCCAAAUCCUUCAUCCGCUUUGUGAGGUCCAAAGUCAUGAGAUUCUUUCGCCCCUAGAGGGUCCGUUCAAACAGGAUCGGGAUUUUUUUCCCGCAACAAACUCAAGUCAGACACUGGCGGCAGUAUCGGGGGCCCCUUCGAAAGCAUUUUCCCGUUUCUUUUUAUUCAAAGUAGAGCGGAUCUCUGACUGAUGGGAAUGCGAACAACUGAAGCAGCUGGACUUUAGACGCGAGUUUCAAGACUGAGUUUGUGAGGAUGUACGGGUUACUGAUCUGCUACGGCAUCCCUGAAAACAAUCCGGAUAUCUCCCAUCGUUUUUGGAAACGUCUUUGUAAGGACUUCCUAGAGACUUUAAAACCAGGACAGAUCUCCAAAGUGCAUUAAAGCGGCACGCUGAUUUUAUUGGGCUUCUCCUGAUCGGGUCAGGACUGGUAUCUGAACAGACGAAUACUGAAUGUCAGUGAGACUGUAUAUAAAGUGUGUAACUAGUUUUAACGUAGGCUACUUUCACAGGCAAAGAGUACAAAUAAUAUCCAGAGCAAACAGAGCACAGAUACCUUUCCGGGACCACUAGCACUACUAAACAGGUAGUCCCACCGCAAAAAGCAAUUAUUCUGAUUGAUAUUUUGUAUAUGAUGUAAAAAGUUUUUUUGGAUAAAUGCUGACAUAUAACAGUGUAGCUGCAAAGGCCGGUGGUGUUUGUUUUCUUUUUCCAGGGUGUCUGAAUAACUACUGCGUUUUUAUGUAUAAAUAAGGACCUGAACACAUAACACCCAAACAUGAUGCAUCGUGAGCUAACAGCUGAACGGACACCAAGAAAAAAUGAAAAAAAUAAAAUAAAAUUAAACAAAAAAUGUGACGUUGAUAGAAGCAACAAAAUGAAACAUCCUGUAAUGUACAGCUGAGCAGUUCACCUGUCCCGGAUGAUACAUGUAUGUAUAUUCUUGUGGUUUUGUACAUCUAUCUUGCUGUAAAUAAAUACUGGAAAUUUCA
This is a messenger RNA of Fundulus heteroclitus (mummichog), 4108 nucleotides long. It is a transcript of the gene scube2, whose product is annotated as signal peptide, CUB domain, EGF-like 2. The transcript has 23 exons. Lineage: Eukaryota; Metazoa; Chordata; Actinopteri; Cyprinodontiformes; Fundulidae. The record is from RefSeq and is a predicted model, not a curated record. Gene Ontology annotation, cellular component: cell surface. Gene Ontology annotation, molecular function: calcium ion binding. Bases 110 to 3172 code for a protein of 1020 amino acids. Gene Ontology annotation, biological process: signal transduction.